This is a messenger RNA of Paramisgurnus dabryanus, 3536 nucleotides long. NCBI's taxonomy places the organism in Eukaryota, Metazoa, Chordata, Actinopteri, Cypriniformes, Cobitidae. The record is from RefSeq and is a predicted model, not a curated record.
GAUAUGGCCCAAAAAACAUCGGUAGGGGGCGAAAUAUUCACACUGUAGGAAAGGCGUCAAGAAACAAGAGAAGAAGAAGAGCAGCUAACAGUUUGAGCGCCAGUGUUGUGUUUGUGCUCUUAAUCAUUUUUCUGAUUAAUGUUUUUGUUUGUUAUCUCUCUGAGAAGCUGCUUCUUCAAACAAGCUGAUUCAGAUUCUCUUCUAUGAUAACGUCAAUAUUGGGAGAAGCUCCGCCCACAACUGGUGACGAUCUGACUUAUUAUCAUACACACAGCCCUGAAUGAAAAGCACAGAGUCCAUCAUUGUUGUAUUUUUGCUAUACCAGCUGGAGUCUUACAAUGUAUUUGCCAAAGAGGAAUUUCAUGUGUUUUGUUUUGGGAUGUACCAAUGAACACCAGAGGCUUUAUAGACUCCCACAAUCUAAAUCACUGAAGACAUUGUGGUUAGAUUUCAUUUUUGAUGGAAAUGUCCCGAAGAGAGUACCUAGAACGUUAUAUGUUUGUGCCAAUCAUUUUACGCCCGACUGCUUCAAAAACGAUGGUCAGGUCAACGCUGGUUUUUCAACCAGCUUGAUUCUGAAAAAUGAGUCAAUACCAACGCUUCGUUCUCAAACCUUCAAAUCAGAACAAGAUGCGCCUGGUGUCUCUGACUGUGGCAUCACUGAUCAAACAUCUACAGAGCUUCUGGUUUCUGUCUGUAAUGGUGAAGAAGAGAAGAUAUCAGUAAAUCUGCUGGACUGUGGGAUGGAGCUGAAACAAGAAAUCACGGAAGAAGAACAACAGAUUGAUAAAGGGAAUUUGAUUUAUUCAGACCUGAAUGUGAAGUUGGAAAGUUUUCAAUCAAAUGACAUUGAGGAGAAACCUCAUCAUAUCAUACCUGGAGAAGAAUCUCUGAGCUGCUUGAAAACUGAGAUUUUGUCAGACGAUUCUUGUACGUGCUCUCUGUGUGGAAAUGUCUUCAAUAGUCAGUCCGACCUUAAUGCACACAUGCAAAUUCACACCGGAGAAAACCCUAACAGAUGUGAUGAAUGUGGAAAAAGCUUUACUCAAAAGUCAAGCCUUACUGUGCACAAGAGAAUUCACACCGGAGAAAACCCUAACAGAUGUGAUGAAUCUGGAAAAAGCUUUACUCAAAAGUCAAGCCUUACUGUGCACAAGAGAAUUCACACCGGAGAAAACCCUAACAGAUGUGAUGAAUGUGGAAAAAGCUUUACUCAAAAGUCAAGCCUUACUGUGCACAAGAGAAAACACACUGGAGAAAAGCCUUACAGUUGUGACCAGUGUGGACAGACCUUCACUCGUAAAUCUGGUCUUGAUACACACAUGCAAAUUCACACAGGAUUUAAGCCUUACAGAUGUUACCAGUGUGAACAGACCUUCACUUGUAAGGCCAGCCUUACUGUGCACAAGAGAAUUCACACUGGAGAAAAGCCUUACAGAUGUGACCAGUGUGGAAAAAGCUUCACUUUUAAGUCCAGCUUUAUUGUGCACAAAAUAAUUCAUGCUGGAGAAAAACCCUACAGAUGUGAACAGUGUAAAAAGAGCUUUACUCAAAUGUCCAGCCUUGCUAUGCACAGGAGAAUUCACACAGGAGAAAAGCCUUACAGUUGUGACCAGUGUGAACGGACCUUUACUUGUAAGUCCAGCCUUAAUUUGCACAUGAGAAUUCACACUGAAGAAAAGCCUUAAGUGCAAAGGUUUAUGCCAUAGCUUAGCUCUGGGUAGCCUGACAAGCACCUCGCCAAAAUUUAACAAUGCGUCUGUUCUAUGCAGACUGCAAGCGCUGUGAAUGGUCCACUAGAACCAUGUGAUUGGGGACAGGUGGGGCUCAGGAACAGGUGCGGCUCGGAACCCAUUCCUACUUGCAAAGUGGGGAAUGGCAGAAAAAGUUUGAGAAACACGGUUACACAGACUAUCGCAACAUGCCAAUAUAAGAUUCUCAAAUCUCCACCUUCUAGCAGAGUUUAGCUUCAGCCCAGAUAAAACUCAUCUGAACAAGUUCAUCUUGAGGAAUAGGUGUGUUUGAUUAAUAUAAUUGAUAAUAUAUAGAUAUUCAGGGUUUCAGGGCUUCUUAAAACUAAUUAUUCAAUAUAAUAAAACUGCAUAAAGUCUUAAUACUUGAGUUUGAUCAGGGUUAGAGCUUAACUCUGCAGGAAAGUGGAUUUCGUGGACCUCAGACCUACAUAUUGUUUUUGUCAAACAAAGAAGUGUUUAGGGGAACGAUAGUGUUUGUGACUGGCAUGCUGUCAUUGUUGUAGUGGGAGCAGUGUUUUUGAAUAUUUAUAAUGUUAGUUUUAUCAUCUGUCUGACAACUACAUGAGCUUGGUUUUCUAACAUGUACCUGUGAUUUCUUGAUAUUCAUGUCCUCUAAAGUCUUAACAGUUUACCUUUUCGAAAGAAAAAAAAAAAGUGAUUUAAUAAAAUAUAUAUACUUUGUAUAAUUAUUUGUUACAUGUAUGUAUAGUAUGCUUUGAGGACUUGGAAAUGGUGUUUUAAAGGUUUUUGGCCAUUAGAUGCCAUGAAGAUUGGAUGUAAAAUAUAUUAAUAUUAAUAUGAAUAACUUCGCCAAAAGCCGAACAACCAAACGUUUUAAUUUUCCCAAUAAUUUUGCCAAUGUUUGCACUAUUACAUAAAUUAUAUUUUCAAAAUGUGCCAUUUAGUAGCCUAUAUUUAUCAAUAAACAUUUUAAAAGGGGUCAUAUGAUAGGAUUUCAUGUUUUCCUUUGUCUUUAGUGUAAAAACUGCUUGUGCAUAAAGAAGAUCGGUAAAGUGUAAAGAAACACAUUUUGAGACAUUUACACCUGAUACUAAGAUGUGUUUUGGUUGAUCGAAUACCAAGUGUUUCAUGCUAAAUGUAAACAGGGUGUGAAACAUUUUGAGCUCAAUCACAUUCAGAGGUAGUCGAAACCACUUUCGAUCGGAUUGCUCUUGUAGUGUAAACGCACAUGUGGUUGAAUGUGUUCGAACACCCAAACAUGACCGAAAAACGAAAGCUCUUACAUAUACAUGUACAAAACUCUGUGCAGCAUGUUUACCUCCUAUAUAAGCAGAGGAUUCCUACAAAAUAUUAGUUUGCGUCCGUAUAAACUCAUCAUUACUCCCGCUCUCGUUUAAAUGACAGUGGAGAAACUCGCCCAACUCUCGACAGACCAUCCCAUCAAAUCAGUACAGAAGCUGUCGAAGGUGGACAAAAGAGACUGAUUUAAAUACCAGGUGUAAACGUGAUGUGUCUCCCUCGUCCACUUUUGAUCGGAUCGAUGAAAACACAUUUUAAAGUGUAAACAGCCCCAAAAACACAUUCGACCAGAUUGCAUUUGUGGUGCAAACGCUUAUGUGGUUGAAUGAGUUUGUAACAGCCACAAAAUGACGACCUACUCUCUCUAUUGUUCUAAUGUGAUGUAUCGAGCACAAUAUUUUUUAUCGAUCCAGGAUGUGCAAAAUUGGUCUGUAACAAUUUUUUAAAACGUGUGCUGUACCAUAUUCACUGCAGCAAUUAAGGCAAAUUGAUCUGUGAUUUGUAAAAUAUGAAAUUUGUGUA